Messenger RNA from Notothenia coriiceps (black rockcod), 777 nucleotides. RefSeq names its product solute carrier family 22 member 15 (gene slc22a15). The annotation marks the transcript as partial. The transcript is spliced from 6 exons. NCBI's taxonomy places the organism in Eukaryota, Metazoa, Chordata, Actinopteri, Perciformes, Nototheniidae. Gene Ontology annotation, molecular function: transmembrane transporter activity. Gene Ontology annotation, biological process: transmembrane transport. The record is from RefSeq and is a predicted model, not a curated record.
CUUUGUUAGUGGUGAUGCUAACACACAGAGAACCGCCUGGCCGUCCAACCUGGGAUGGAUUUAGAAGAAGCUUUUCAAGUUGUCGGCGAAUUUGGACCCUACCAGCAGCGGGCGGUGGCUGUGCUUGUUCUCACACAGGUGUAUAUGGCCUGUCAGUCCAUGCUGAUUGUUCUGGUUGGAUCUACUCCGGAGUAUCACCUCGAGCCUCAGGACGGAGAUUCGUCCGGCCUGCAACGCGUCGUCUUCACCGAGGACAUCGACUCCAUAGUGACCGAGUGGUUUCUGGUGAAGCAGCAGGCCUAUAAGGUCAGUCUCGCCGGGUCGCUGUUCUUCGCCGGGCUUUUGUUCGGGAACGUUUUCUUCGGGCCUCUCUCCGAUAAGAUCGGCAGGAGACCUGUUUACCUGACAGGUGGGGAAUAUCUAUCUGUGUUUGCAGGGACUCUGCUGAGCGUUACGUCGCUGGCGCUUCUGGGAAAACUGAUGGUCAGCGCAGCGUUCAACAUCGCCUACGUUUACACCUCCGAACUCUACCCGACAGUCAUCAGGAAUGCUGGUUUGGGAGUUUGCUCCAUGGCCUGCAGAGUUGGAGGAAUUAUUGCUCCGUUUGUUCCCUCCAUGCGUGCUCUCCACACCUCCAUGCCCUUCACGGUGUUCUGCCUCAGCGGCUUCUCGGCCGGCUGCCUCGGCCUCCUGCUGCCGGAGACUCUGAACAGACCAGCAGUCGACACUCUGGAGGAGCUGAGCAACGACACACACUGCAGAGUGCUGGAGAGCAAG